AUAAAGUUUUGUCUUGUGUGAGCUACGAAUUGUUUUAUUAGGAAUGAGUGAAACGCGUGAACAAAUUUUGGAAGAAAUUAAAUUACAAGGUGAUUUGGUACGAAAACUAAAAGCGGCCAAGGAACCCAAAGAAAAGUUUAUUGUAGAUUUCAUUCGUCAUUUAGAAUUUAUUGAGAACAAAAUAUGCCAGACUUAUUUGUAAAUACAUUCGUGAAUGCUUCAAGGCUUUUAAACCCGCCCAAAAAGCGUGGUAAACCUAGGGGCAGAAAACCAAAAGCUAAAAAACCUCCAGCAACGGUAAUGUAUGAUCCUGUACCCCAAACAUCUCUUAAUCCACAAACACAAUUAGCGCCGCCAACAACACAACCCCCACAACUUUACAACGAUUAUGUUAACGAAUAUCAUCAGCAACAGAUACCAUAUCAAAUAGCACAACAAUAUAGUUUAGGCUACGAAGAUAUUGCCGGUAUUACAAAGAUGAUGACUAUGGAUAUAACAAAAACCGAACCCAAUGUGGGUCCAAAUAAUUUACAAAAUUCCACCGGCAAUAAUAACAACAACAACUCCAAUACAAACAAUGCCAAUGGCAAUAGUAUAACAGCGGCGGCCAAUAAUAACAACAACAAUGGCAGCCAAUUAUGUGCCGGUUGUGGCAAACACAUACAGGAUCGUUAUUUAUUAAGGGCCCUAGAUAUGUUAUGGCAUGAAGAUUGUCUAAAAUGUGGCUGCUGUGACUGUCGUCUGGGUGAGGUGGGCUCAACGCUCUAUACUAAAGGCAAUCUAAUGUUAUGCAAAAGAGAUUAUUUAAGGCUAUUUGGUAAUACAGGUUAUUGUGCUGCUUGCAGUAAAGUCAUUCCGGCAUUUGAAAUGGUAAUGCGUGCCCGCACUAAUGUCUAUCAUUUAGAAUGUUUUGCCUGUCAACAGUGUAAUCACAGAUUCUGUGUAGGUGACCGUUUCUAUUUAUGUGAAAAUAAGAUUUUAUGUGAAUAUGACUAUGAAGAACGUUUGGUUUUUGCCUCAAUGGCCAAUCAUCCCAUGUUAAAGAGACAUGCCAAUUCCAUAGCCCAAGAUACACCUAAUGGUAAUGCGGGCACGGGUGGUAAUCAAGGUAUGAUGUCGGCUGGUGGCAAUAGUCCUAGAACACCUGGAGAUCUCAAUAAUAAUGGACCACAACCAGGAGCAGGCAAUUCGCCGUUUGGCGCUGGGGCUGGAGCUCAUAUGAAAAACUCUUUGGGAGCCUCAAGCUAAAAUCAAACUAUACAAAUGGCCAAUUAUCAUAGAAGGCAUUUUUGGUUGAAUAGUGGUUAUAACCAAAGAAAAUUUUAAUUAAAAACGAAAAAAAUGGCUAUCUAGACAAGUAAAGUGAAUAAGCCAAAAAAAA
Molecule: messenger RNA, 1381 nt
Organism: Lucilia cuprina (Australian sheep blowfly)
Lineage: Eukaryota; Metazoa; Arthropoda; Insecta; Diptera; Calliphoridae
Gene: Bx
Product: LIM/homeobox protein Lhx2
Exons: 5
Coding region: 184-1248 (354 amino acids)
Biological process (GO): positive regulation of transcription by RNA polymerase II
Cellular component (GO): nucleus
Molecular function (GO): DNA-binding transcription factor binding; transcription coactivator activity
Source: RefSeq, a predicted model, not a curated record